Messenger RNA from Pipistrellus nathusii (Nathusius's pipistrelle), 423 nucleotides. NCBI's taxonomy places the organism in Eukaryota, Metazoa, Chordata, Mammalia, Chiroptera, Vespertilionidae. The record is from the annotation of a GenBank genome assembly.
AUGGCAGAGGAGCCGGAGGCCGCGCUCCCGCUGCCCGCGUCAGGUGCGGCGGACGGCGAAGGGCCUGCGGACGUCUCCCCGGGAACAGCCACGCCGGAGCCCCCUUCUUCCGCCGCGGUCUCCCCGGGAACAGAGGAACCUGCCGGCGACACCAAGAAAAAAAUUGAUAUCCUGCUAAAGGCUGUGGGAGACACCCCUAUAAUGAAAACAAAGAAGUGGGCUGUAGAGCGAACCCGAACCAUCCAAGGACUCAUUGACUUCAUCAAAAAGUUCCUUAAACUUGUGGCUUCAGAACAGUUGUUUAUUUAUGUGAAUCAGUCAUUUGCCCCUUCCCCUGACCAGGAAGUUGGAACCCUCUAUGAGUGUUUUGGCAGUGAUGGUAAACUGGUCCUGCAUUAUUGCAAAUCUCAGGCAUGGGGAUGA